Messenger RNA from Chelmon rostratus (copperband butterflyfish), 3726 nucleotides. RefSeq lists its product as uncharacterized. The record is from RefSeq and is a predicted model, not a curated record. The coding region runs from base 282 to 1208 and encodes 308 amino acids. Gene Ontology annotation, molecular function: serine-type endopeptidase activity. The transcript has 6 exons. Lineage: Eukaryota; Metazoa; Chordata; Actinopteri; Chaetodontiformes; Chaetodontidae. Gene Ontology annotation, biological process: proteolysis.
UUGUGGUCCAUAGGCUUACUUGAAAUUUACCUGAGGUCGUAUUUUGGUCAAAGCUGGAUACGUUAGGGGCUUUUGUCGACGGUGAAACGUCUGGAAACGUGUUUUUAUGUAACUUUUUUAAUGACCUGUAGGCCUCGAGUCGCAACAAAGAAGAAGAGAAAGACGGAGCGGGAAGGUAGAGGUAACGGCGCUGAAAGGAAACAUUUCGUGAUUUAGGCUUCGGAAACAGUCGUCGGUUCUGCUUUAGUAAACUUGAAAGCAUUAUCUGUGUCGCUGUCGAAAUGUCGCUCAAAGUGCAGUUUCCUGCCAUUUUUUGGUGCGUAUCAGGUAUUUUGGCUUCAUACGCCCAAGAAUGUGGCCGACCAUCGAUACUGGAGAACAGGAUUGUGGGCGGGAUGGACGCCACGGAUGGGGCUUGGCCGUGGCAGGUGGAUGUCCAGACAUCCACUGGCGGUCAUAUCUGUGGAGGCUCCAUCAUCGCAGAGAACUGGGUCCUGUCGGCAGCUCAUUGUUUCCCCAAUCCGUCCGACGUGAGCUCUUACAUCAUCUACGCUGGCCGGUACCAGCUGAAUGGCUUCAACUCGCACCAGUCAACGCAUCGUGUGAGCCGGGUGGUGAUUCCGUACGGAUACGUCGAACCUCACGGCGGGAAGGACUUGGCGUUGGUGCAGCUGUCCAGCCCAGUAACCUGGUCAGAUUAUGUCCGUCCUGUCUGCCUGCCCGCCUCUGGCACCUUGUUCCCAGGUGGCAUGCUGUGCUAUGUCACCGGCUGGGGGAACAUCCGGGAUGACGUCCCUCUGCCAGGAGUUGGGACCCUGCAGGAAGUGCAGGUGCCAAUCAUCUCCCAGAGUUCAUGUCAGGAGAUGUACCGGACGGACCCGAUCGACCAGGUGGACAUCCUGUAUGACAUGAUCUGCGCUGGAUACCAGGAAGGCGGCAAGGACUCCUGCCAGGGUGAUUCAGGAGGGCCCCUUGUCUGCCAGAUGGUAAACGGGACGUGGGUGCAGGCUGGGGUAGUGAGUUUCGGACUGGGCUGUGCUCACGCAAACCAGCCAGGUGUGUAUGCCAGACUGACCAGCUACUCGAGUUUCAUCAGCAACACGGUACCAGAGAUCCGGCUGUAUGGCCGAGCUCAUCAGAGCUGGUGUGGGAGGACUGCCGUGUUGAUCAGCUGUCUGUCCACUCUGCUGGUCCUGCUUCAGAGAUAAGACACUUUGAAAACUGGAUUUCUGGAGGGUAGAAUGCAAACCAGCAACCAAAUGAAGGAGGUGAUCAAUUAUAUGUCCAACUGAAGUCCAAAGUCUUCCUGAAUAGAAAAACUAUGAAACUAUUCCUGACGUGCACAUGAAGCCAUAUUGAACAUGAAAUGUAAUAUAAUCUUUUAGAAUAGAACUCUGCAAUAUGAACUUGAUUCAAAGUAGUCUGGAUAGGUUUUGUAUUUUAAAUCAGAAUUAUGAGCUAAAUAAAUCAUGUGUUCUGUAUCUGAAAUAAAUUGUUAAUUUGAUUCUGAAAAUCAGGUCAGUGCUCAGUUCAACUUCUGAUAGCUGAGUUUGGAAAUGUGUAGAAUCAUGUUUAUAUGGACCAAAGCUUCAGUUGUCUUCAUUCAAAGCUUCCUUAAAUCUUUUAUAUCCACAACUAAUACACCUACUUACAACUGUAAAUACUAAAGUGGUUGCGUUUGAAACAACAAACCCAAACAAAUCUUGCCUUAUUUUAAGAACACAACACUUCAGAAAUGUCAUCCUUUGUUAUUUAAAACAUUACAGUUAUUUAAAAAUGCCCUUACUGAAAACCAACUUCAUCUCAUCUUAAAUUGAACACGCUCAUUUUACUGUAGUUCACUGAAUGUCUGGAGACAGAGAGAGGUGAUGACACAGUUUUCUUUAUUAUAAAGAAGGCCAGCAUGUCAUAACGGUAAAAAAGAGACUGCUUGCUAGUGCCUAUUAAAAAAAGCUAGCUUUUAAAUUAAUUUGUUAAGUCUUCAUUUGAAGUUCUCAUGCUAAAAUCAUUUAACAUUUACACAAAUCCAAGUGUUUUUCUUGAAACUCCAGGAGGGAAAGUCAGGCAUCAGGGGGAAUAGUAUCAGAGAGGAUCAUGGGGGAGCCGAGCUGCAACUCCUGCUGCAGUGACUCCAGAUCAGCUGGAGUCAUGCGGUGAACCUCGCUCCAAUCAGAUAAGAGGGAGGCCGAGAGGGGGGCCGAGUCGUAACUGAUGGAGGAGAAGGAAAAUACAGAAAGCAUCAAGGGCAGCUUUUUUUUUUUUUUUUUGAUCAUACAAAAACUUUGUUCUCAAACAGAACCGAGUGCCAACACUGAAAGUCCUUAAAACGUGUGUGCUAGUCUGCAGCCCGCUUAGCAUCCAAAGGCCUCCUCCACUCAAAUGUGUUUUGCUUCUUGUUUCGUCACUUGGAUGUUUGACCUUCACUGUGCAGAGUGAUGUAUGUACAGAGGCUUUCAUAGUCAUCUCCUGAAAAGGGAAGGUUUAUCUGAGCUCACCUGAAGUCUCAGGUAAAUCUGACUGUUGUACACAAACACUGAACACUUACUUCUCAGUGAAGUAUGCAGUUAGACUUUUGAAAAGGAUAUUUUUUUUAAUGAGGGAGGAGGAGUUGUAAUUUAUAAAAUAACUGAGCCACAUAUACAGUAUAUAUCACAUCUGGAGGGGAUCAGUUCACAUUUCAUCCAGCUGUUUUUCAGUGUGGCCAAAGAUCAGAAAACACUUUACACUUGCUGCUGAAUUAUACUGUAAUUGAAGACGACUCUGAGAUCCUGUUCCUGACCUGAGUUUAAUACAAAUCUGACACUGGCUUCCAUAUAAAAGCCUGAAUGUUGAUUCAUAUAAUAACUAUAGACCAUUAUGACCCUUGAAGAUAUUGAUGACUAAUCUCCUGGUGUUAGUUUGGCAUAUCUAACUGUAAAGAUUUGUUAACAUGAUUGUUGAGAAUGAUUUUACACUAAAAUAUGUUGCUAUGGAAAAUAGUAGUUCCUGCUUCCUGCUGGACACGUCAAAAAUAUUUCUGUCCUAUAUUACGAUGUCUUUGUUGAUACUGUUAAAACAAACAGAGCUGAAACAUUUAAUAAAGUAAAUACCAGAAAGUUAAUGCGCAACCAUUUUGACAAUUGAUUCAUGUUUUCAGUCUUUUUUUUUUUCAACUAUUUGAUGCCUUUAUGUGUCAAAUAUGAACAUAAACUGAACAUAAUUUGGUUUUGGACUUUUGGUCAGACUCAACAACACAUUUGAAUAUGUUUGGGUUUUGGGAAAUGCUGAUGGCCAUUUUUCACAUUUUAUAAGAAAAAUGCCUGCAAUUUGCAGAUUGAUAAUCAACAUAAUUAGUUGCAGCCCUGAAUAUUUGUGGCAUUACAAACAAAGUUUAAAUAUUUAAAUGGCCAUAGUUUAACUGGAAUAAAGUGCUUGCAGGUGUCUUGAUGGGGAAAAAAAGUGUCACUGCAUUUUGAACCUGGUUCAUGACUCUACAGUUGUUAUAUAUUUAUAAUCAUUUGUCUCACUCAGACCGCUGAAGCCUCAUGUUAACUGCAGCUGGACUUUAAGAAUUCAUAUUUACACAGGUGGAUAUUGUCCCACGUCUUCUGCAUUAAAAUUGCUAGAAGAAGGGAGCUCUUUGCGGAGGAACAAUUAUGGCUUUAAUGUGUACUUUAUAUAUCGGCACAGCAUGUGAGCAAUAAGGGAAAAAAAUGUGAGCCUAUCCUUUGAGUUUUCUUGUGCUGC